Molecule: messenger RNA, 1111 nt
Organism: Rhizophagus irregularis DAOM 181602=DAOM 197198
Lineage: Eukaryota; Fungi; Glomeromycota; Glomeromycetes; Glomerales; Glomeraceae
Cellular component (GO): dynactin complex
Source: RefSeq, a predicted model, not a curated record
UUUACAUAUUCAAUCUUUCGCAUAUUCUUCAUAUUCAAUCUUUUCGACUUAUCAAUAUGGAGCCACCAAUCGUUUAUUACCCUCGUUCCGAAUACAUCGAAACAGACACCGGUAAUAAAGUAAGUCGUAAGUCUGUAAUCUGUGGAAGUCAAAAUAUCAUACUGGGUGGAAAGACUAUUAUCCAAACUGAAUGCGUUAUCAGAGGGGAUUUGAGACGUACUGGAGGUGGUCAUGCUGUAGUUGUUGCCAUUGGUAGAUAUUGUCUUCUGGCAAGAGGAAGCAUUAUUCGACCCCCGUAUAAAACAUACAAAGGAAUAUUCAGUUAUUACCCUAUGAAAAUAGGAGAUCAUGUAACUAUUGGAGAAGGAAGUAUUGUUGAAGCAGCAACAAUAGGUUCUUUUGUACAUAUUGGAAAAAACUGUGUAAUUGGUAGAUUUGCAAUCAUAAAAGAUUGUUGUAGAAUUGAAGAUAACACAGUAAUACCACCAAAUACAGUUGUGCCUUCUUUCUCAAUUUACGAAGGAUCUCCUGGCGUAUUUGUCGAUGAAUUACCAGAAUGCGUACAAGAUCUUUAUGAAUCAAAGACAAAAGAUUAUUAUGCUAAAUUUCAACCAAAAGAUUGAAACGAUAACCAUCGCCGUCCGAAUCAUAAUAGAAAUUAUUAUCAUCAAAAUUUAGAUAAUUCAAAUUUUUCAACAGGACAGCCAGCGAAUGACAAUCCAUUUUUACUUAACAUUUUAUUAAUGUUUGUCGUAAUUGUACAAGCUAUAUUAGUUCGUAAAUUAUUCUUUGAUACACCACAGUAUGCAACAAAGGCAGCACCAUCAACAUCAUCUACAACAGCAUCAUCCUCUCCUUCAUCAGCAUCUUCAUCGGCAUCUUCAUCUGCUACCCCAUCCACAACAAUUGAAGUUGCAUCAUCUUCAAGGACAACAACAAAGACAAUAAAUAAUAAAGCUUUAAUAACAUUGUCGCCCAUUAACCUCUAAAUUAAUUUUACUUUAUUUCUUGGCUGUUUUUUUUUUUAUUUCUAAUAUUGUAAAUUCUUUUUUUUUAAUGUGCAUUUUUUUUGCAUUUAUUUUCAUUAAUAAAGCGAAAUUCUAUUGAAAGU